AUGGACCACAAAAUUGAAGAACAAAUUAAAGCAAAAUAUUGCAAACAUUCGAACUACAUUUUGACAACAUCUGAGACGGUUAACAAGACAUCAACAAUGGUUAAACAUUUGCAAAAUAUGCCAUUUUAUCAAAAACUUGGUCCUUGA
Molecule: messenger RNA, 147 nt
Organism: Entrophospora sp. SA101
Lineage: Eukaryota; Fungi; Glomeromycota; Glomeromycetes; Entrophosporales; Entrophosporaceae
Source: the annotation of a GenBank genome assembly